AUGUCUCUUCCAGGUUCUCUGCCAGGUUCAUGCCGCGGUGAACCACCUGUUCAGGUGGGUGGAUCCGUGACUCCGACAGAGGAACAGUUAUUAUGUCUGCAGUCCGAUAAGGAUGCAUUAGUGAAGGUGAUGACUAACGAUCACCAUACAAGCGGGAUCGACUCCAGAGCCUGGAGUAUCACAGAAACAAUAGUGCCUUUUUUUGGAACAUCAAAAAACCAAAAUAUGAUGGAAUUAAUAAGUGCAAUUAAAACUACACCAGCUAGUGUACCCAGAGUAUCAUUACAGAAGUUUAACCCGGAGGAUCCAAGUGCUGACCUUAUUUCCUGGUGUUCUACUGUUGAUAUGUGUUUAUCCAAAAAUCCAUUGGCUGCCACUUUAAUUAAUAUGUUCAACGGUCGUCCUAAAGAAAGUGAAUGUCUUUUGUCCUAUAAUAGCCGCCUCAUGACAUAUCUUACGUCCAGAUGGAAGUCAAUGAGCAUCGAAAAAAUAACGGUGUCGGCCGUAUUAGCACACAUGGCCCAAUUUGAUAAUCGACUGAAGCGAUUAUUAUUCACCACCAGUAUAAAAAACAGGGCUCAAUUGCAAAGUGAGUUAAAGGCAUUCUCGUAUGGACAUAAAUCAUCAACUACAAUAAAGUGUCAGUUUUGUGGAAAAGUGGGUUAUAAAAUAAGUGAAUGCCGUUUUAGAAUUAACGAAAGCGAAAACACAUCUGGAAUCCAUCAGUCCAGUGCUAGUGCAUCGCCUUACCUUAAAUAA
Brassicogethes aeneus is the source of this 759-nucleotide messenger RNA. The record is from the annotation of a GenBank genome assembly. Lineage: Eukaryota; Metazoa; Arthropoda; Insecta; Coleoptera; Nitidulidae.